This is a messenger RNA of Vigna angularis (adzuki bean), 3528 nucleotides long. RefSeq names its product F-box/LRR-repeat protein 15. Gene Ontology annotation, molecular function: protein binding. NCBI's taxonomy places the organism in Eukaryota, Viridiplantae, Streptophyta, Magnoliopsida, Fabales, Fabaceae. The transcript is spliced from 17 exons. The coding region runs from base 365 to 3283 and encodes 972 amino acids. The record is from RefSeq and is a predicted model, not a curated record.
ACAAAACGCCCCCUAAAAGUACGAAACGGCGUCGUUUGAGGGGCUUUUCUCUCUCACUCAGUCUCUCUCCUUCAGUUUUUUGGCACAAAAAGUACGAAUUUCUCACUUGCUGAGAUAUAGAGCAACCCCAGAGCAGAGGCAGAGGAAGAACAUCCCGAGAAAAAAAGCAGCAGCAGCUCCCAAGAUCCGAUCAGAUCCAUUUUAUCGUCUUUCUCUCUCCUCACUUCCACUCUUCCUGUUCUCUCUCCUUCCCUCAAUUUUUCUCACUGCCCCAAAUCGUUUCCGCGCCAGCCGCUUAGGGUUUCCCCAAAUUUCCUCUCCAAAUGCGUAGGAUCCACACCCAGCCAUCGCCAAGUUCAAGUGCAUGAAGCUUUGGUGCUGUCUAUGCUUCACUGAAGAGGAACAAGAUACCCUAAACCUCAUGAAGGAAGAGGACAUUUCCGAAAACGACGUCGUUCCCGGCGUUGGAGCUGCUGCUGUCGCUGACCACCACGCUGACGACAACCGCGACGAUGACCGAUUCGCGAUGACGCCGGUGCAGCCGCGCGCCGAGGCAUUGGUCUCGUGGACCGGCGAGUGCAGCGCCGCCGCGUGCUCGGACAGCACCGUCGCAGGCAGCGUCGAGAGCCGCGAUUUGAGCCACAAACGCGCUAAGUUCUACGCCGAUUUCGAGGAGCGGUACUUUUCGACGAAUGCAGGGAAAUGCAGUGCAUCUAAUGAAUAUGGAGACUAUGACUUCAUUAACGAUUCUCUUCGAACCAACGGUGAGACUUUUUGUGAUACAUUUGCAUUGAUGGGCGGUGGUGAGGAGAGUGGUUUUGAUUCCAGCAUUGUGGAAGACGGUGAAGGAGAUAAUAGUGAUAUCUUGAAAGUGGAAGAUGUAGAGGUCAGAAUGGAUCUCACCGAUGACUUGUUGCAUAUGGUUUUCUCGUUUUUGGAUCAUCCCAAUCUUUGCAAAGCUGCCAGGGUUUGUAAACAGUGGCGAAGUGCAAGUGCUCAUGAAGAUUUCUGGAAAAGCUUGAAUUUUGAAGAUCGUAACAUUUCUGUCGAACAAUUUGAGGACAUGUGUAGGCGUUAUCCCAAUGCCACAGCAGUGAGCAUAUCUGGUUCUGCUAUUUACUUGCUUGUCAUGAGGGCCAUCUCUUCAUUAAGGAAUCUUGAGGUUCUAACAUUAGGAAGAGGACAAAUAGCUGAUACUUUUUUCCAUGCUUUAGCUGAUUGUUCUAUGUUAAAAAAGUUGAAUAUAAAUGAUUCUACACUUGGCAAUGGCAUUCAAGAGAUAACUAUAAAUCAUGACAGAUUGUGUCAUCUUCAAUUAACAAAAUGCCGUGUGAUGCGAAUAGCAGUCAGGUGCCCACAACUGGAAACUAUGUCAUUGAAGCGCAGUAACAUGGCACAGGUUGUACUCAAUUGUCCACUUUUGCAUGAGCUUGAUAUAGGCUCUUGCCACAAACUUCCUGAUGCUGCAAUACGAGCUGCUGCAACUUCAUGCCCUCAACUUGUUUCACUGGACAUGUCAAAUUGUUCUUGUGUCAGUGAUGAAACUCUGCGUGAAAUAGCAUUGAGUUGUGCUAGCCUUAGUUUUCUUGAUGCAUCAUACUGCCCAAACAUUUCUCUGGAGUCUGUUAGACUGCCGAUGUUGACAGUUCUAAAGCUUCAUAGUUGUGAGGGGAUCACUUCUGCCUCGAUGGCUGCAAUUGCUCAUAGUGAUAUGUUGGAGGUUUUGGAGCUUGAUAAUUGUAGCCUGCUGACAUCAGUGUCAUUGGAUCUUCCCCGUUUGCAGACUAUUAGAUUGGUACACUGUCGCAAGUUUGCCGAUUUAAACUUGAGGACUAUGAUGCUUUCUAAUAUUCUGGUAUCAAACUGUCCUGCACUUCAUCGUAUCAAUAUCACUUCAAAUUCACUUCAAAAACUACCAUUGCAAAAGCAAGAAAGUUUAACCACCUUAGCUCUACAAUGUCAAUCUUUACAAGAAGUGGACCUCUCAGAGUGUGAAUCUUUGACAAACUCUAUAUGUGAUGUUUUUAACGAUGUUGGAGGAUGCCCUAUGCUGAAAUCACUAGUUCUAGCUAAUUGUGAGAGCUUGACUUCGGUUCGGUUCUUCAGCACCUCUUUGGUCAGUCUUUCCCUUGCUGAUUGUCGGGCAAUCACUACUCUGGAGCUCACAUGCCCCAACCUUGAGAAAGUCAUUUUGGAUGGUUGUGAUCAUUUAGAAAGAGCAUCCUUUUGUCCUGUUGGUCUUCGAUCUCUCAAUUUAGGAAUAUGUCCAAAAUUAAAUAUACUCAGCAUAGAAGCCACGGCUAUGGUCUCACUUGAGUUGAAAGGAUGUGGUGUACUGUCUGAAGCAUCAGUUAAUUGUCCUCUCUUGACAUCUUUGGAUGCUUCAUUUUGCAGCCAACUCACUAAUGAAUGCUUGUCUGCAACAACUGCCUCUUGCCCAAUGAUUGAAUCAUUAAUAUUGAUGUCAUGCUCAUCAAUUGGUUUGGAUGGACUGUGUUCUUUGCAGCGGCUCCCAAAUUUGACCCUACUUGAUUUGUCGUAUACCUUUUUGGUCAAUUUGCAGCCUGUUUUUGAGUCUUGUACACAGCUAAAGGUAUUAAAGUUGCAGGCAUGCAAAUAUCUCACUGACUCAUCACUUGAACCCCUCUACAAGAGGGGAGCUUUACCAGCACUUCAGGAGUUAGACUUGUCUUAUGCUACACUGUGUCAGUCUGCUAUAGAGGAGCUUCUUUCUUGCUGCACACACCUUACACAUGUCAACUUGACUGGCUGUGCCAAUAUGCACGACUUAAAUUGGGGAUGUAGUCGUGGGCAUAUUGCUGGUGUAAAUGUGCUAUCUAUUACAAGUUCUUAUGAAAAUGUCCAUGAGCUAAGUGAGCAACCCACUCGACUACUGCAGAACUUAAACUGCGUGGGAUGUCUGAACAUUCGGAAAGUUUUCAUUCCAUUAACGGCACAUUGUUCCUGUUUGUUGUUUUUAAACCUUUCUCUAUCAACGAAUUUGAAAGAGGUUGAUGUUGCAUGUCUCAACCUAAGCUGGCUUAAUCUAAGCAAUUGUUACUCUUUGGAAGUUUUGAAGCUAGAUUGUACAAGAUUGACCAGUCUAUUCCUCCAGUCUUGCAACAUUGACGAAGAAGCAGUAGAGACUGCUAUAUCCAAAUGCACUAUGCUGGAGACUCUUGAUGUUCGCUUCUGUCCAAAGAUUAGCUCAAUGAGCAUGGGAAGAUUGCGUGCAGCAUGUCCUAGUUUGAAGCGUAUAUUCAGCAGCUUGUCAGCUUCAUAAACAUAACCGAGGAUCUUCUAUUUUACUAGUGGUUUUCACUUGAAGUGAAGACACACUUGGUAAUAAUAAAUCUGGUUAUUUCCUCAAUGUGUUGUAAAUGGUCAACUUAUUAUUGUUUCUGUAUGUUUGUCAUAUAUAGAAAUCAGGUUAUAUUUUUCGGAUUGUUGUAAUAAGCUGUCGUUCCUAUACAUGAGCUCUUGUAAAUUUUACAUUUCAAUUUUGUUGAUACAUAUUUUACUCUAAAA